Molecule: messenger RNA, 2972 nt
Organism: Strongylocentrotus purpuratus (purple sea urchin)
Lineage: Eukaryota; Metazoa; Echinodermata; Echinoidea; Camarodonta; Strongylocentrotidae
Gene: dcaf4
Product: DDB1- and CUL4-associated factor 4
Exons: 13
Coding region: 1-1833 (610 amino acids)
Cellular component (GO): Cul4-RING E3 ubiquitin ligase complex
Molecular function (GO): protein binding
Source: RefSeq, a predicted model, not a curated record
AUGUCUUCAGGAGAAGGAGGAGGAAGCAGAAGGAGACGGAGGAAAAAGAAAUCGGCCAGAUGCAAAGACAAUUGCAGCAAUGCAGAUGAGGAUCUGAUUCAACUGAAUCCUCAGCAGCAUGCAGACUCUCCGACAACCUCAGAAGCAGGAUCAUUGACUCGCAAUCAUAGCACUGAUCAAUCAUCAAGAGACUCAUCAUCUUCCAAGUUGUCUUCUUAUUCCAAGAGGAGAAGGAAAAACAGAUCAAGAGAAGCCUCUCUUCAAACUAACUUUCAAACUGGUCAGAGUUCUAAGCAGCAAAAUAAACAAUAUGAGAGACCAACUUCAAAGAGCUCACCAAGUGUGAGAAGUUGUAGGACGUUGCAGUCAAGAAAUGCUGACACACCUUCGACUUCUGGUGCCAGUGAUAGUAGUACACAAGCAGGAAGCAGUCAGGCAGAUAACCAGCAUUCUAAAAAGAAAGUGCUAGAAAUACCUGGCUUCUACUAUGAUGAAGAGAAGCAGAGACAUUUUCGCAUCCUUCCAGGGCACAGUGGAGGCAACGUUGUGACUACUGAGACGAUUCGUCAGAAGGAGGCGGAGAAGAAGAGGCAAAGUUAUUUAGAAGAAAGAAAUUCUACGAAGGGUUCCUCAGAAAAGGUACUGCCUGGGAAUAGGGUGAACUCGCUUGUUCAACUGCAGGAAAACAGAAUGCGAGGAAACUGUAGAUCUUCUUACUUCAAGAGAAUGGCUCAUGAGAGUGCAGUGAAACAGAUGGAGAUAAAACCAAGCAGCCGAGUCUCUCCCUUCCCUGAUCACUACUUUAAUGGUACAUCAGGCUACAUCAGUAACCUUGAGUUGGAUAGUAGGCAGAAGCAAGUUCUCAUGGUUAUUUCUGAUGACUACUUAAGCAGAUUGUGGCAGGGUGAGGUGGUUUGUGAGAGAAAUCCGAAGACCGGUCAAGAAGAAGUGACCAUUGCCAACUGGUCAACGGUCAACAUCUUGACCACUCAGCUGAUCUGGAAGGUUGCUCAUGCAAGCUGGGCUCAAGUAAGAGAGGGAGAAAACAUGUAUGCACUAUAUGCAAUAUCUGGUGGAUUAUCAAGUACAGUUCAACUCAUGAAGUGUCCAACAGAAGGAGAUGGUAUCAGCCAGAUCAGUUACAGCUAUGAAAGAAGCAAUGAAUCACUCUGGACCUGUGCAUGGAGCAAUAGUCCUACCCUCCCCGCUCAUCUAGCUAUAGGUUCCACAGGAAAGGCAAUAGUAGUGGACACCUUGUCAACGAGGGAACAAAUACUGUAUACCUCCAACAGUGAUGUCUUUGCUCAAGCUUUCUCAAGAAAGAGUCCUGUUCUGUACAAUGGAACCCGUCUAGGUGAGAUCCUUGGGGUUGAUCUUAGGAAACCAUCUUCAGGCCACUUUGACAUGACGGCGGUGCUCAGCCAUCGUGUGGCCGUAUGCAGUCUCAAACUACUCAAGGAGGAGAACUAUGUACUGGCCAGUGACAUGGGUGGAGAGAUUAAACUGUGGGACAUCAGGCAGUGUGCUGUUGUUCAAGAGUUCAAAGGUCACCACAAUGAGAACCAUCAUCUCCCGGUCAAGGUCGACUCCACAGAAACCAUCUUGCAUGCAGUUGGUCAAGACAAAUACACCCGGGUAUGGAGCCUGAAGUCGGGUGACCUUCUCCACACCAUACCCUGUCCUUCGGCACGCUACAAGGACAACGCUCCAGUAGCCAUCUACUCCCAAGAGUUCAGCUGCCACGCCCAACCUGGCUUCUUCCUGGGUCAAGAGAGGCAGAUUCAUUGGUAUCCUAUGAGGACUCAAGAAACCCUCAUCACAGAGAUUGGAUGAAUACCGGGAUGUGCAUUGCAAGACCUUUCUGUAUUUAUCAUGAGAAUCUAAGACAGAAAAAACGGUACCAUGCCCCGGUCGCAUCUACUCCCAAGAGUUCAGCUGCCACGCCCAUCCAGGCUUCUUCCUGGGUCAAGAGAGGCAGAUACAUUGGUAUCCUAUGAGGACUCAAGAAUCCCUCAUCACAGAGAUUGGAUGAAUACCGGGAUGUGCCUUGCAAGACCUUUCUGUAUUUAUCAUGAGAAUCUAAGACGGGAAAAGACGGAAGAGUUCUUGUGGAGAAAACAUGACACCAUCUGAUUUCCCCAAAAAUUGAAGAUUAUAAAUCCUCUUGAAUGUGAGGAAUGUGGCUGCCAAGUCUUGUCAAGUUUCCUUUGAUUCCAUAAAUUGCGCCCCCAUCCACCUCUUGACAUCAUGCCAUGAAUACAAUGCCCCGGUCCCCAUCUACUCCCGAAAGUUCAGCUACUACACCCAACCAGGUUUCUUUAUGGGUCAAGAGAAGCAAGUUCAUUGGUACCCUAUGAGGAGAUAAGAAUCCCUCAUCACACAGAACGGAUGAUGUGGAGGUGUCAUGGUCUAGUGAAUAAGUCUUCAAACUCCAGUUACGAGGUUCAAAUCCCUGCCCCAGCUCUGAUGUCCUGCAGCAAGACAUAGACUUACACUUGUGUCCUAUGAGAACUAAAGAAACUUUUGUUAGAGAGAUUGGAUCACGUAGAGGUGAUGAGGUCUAGUGGAUAAGUCUCCAAACUCCAGUUACGAGGUUCAAGUCUCUGCCGUGACUCUGAUGUCCUGCAGCAAGACAUAGACUUCCUUAGUCUAGUGUCCUAUGAGGACUAAAGAAACUUUUGUUAGAGUGAUUGGAUGACGUAGAGGUGUUGGGUUCAUGUCCAGACCACAGCAAGAAUGUCCUUCGGUAAGACAUAAAUUACUUGCCUGGAUCAGGUAUAUUUAAAUGAAUGUUGGUAGGUAGGACAAGUAUAAUGCCCCCUAUAAGGGCACUGAGGCAGGAGCUGGGACAAUACAAUUUGUGCACAUAUGAUGAAAAGGCAACUAGAUAUAUGGUGCACUUUAAAGAUGAAGUUGAGUUCUGGAAAUUUGGCCAAGUCUUGGUAAAGUUACAAACACUGUACACAGAAAGA